AUGGUGAGAGCCGAGGUGUAUAUGCCGAUUCUCGGCCACGUUCGCGACCACAUCAUCGCCAACUCGGUCAUUGUGUUCCUUGUGCUGGUCAUUGUCACGCUGCGCGUCAUUGGGCGGUCAAUGGGACCGGGCCUGGGAUGGGACGAUGUCUUUGUUUUGAUCGCGACGCCUCUUGGCGUGGGCAUGCUCGUAUGCCAAGGACUUUUCGCUCCCGUGGGCAACGGGUACUCUUUGCCAGAGCACCCAGACUUGGCCUUGAACGUCCCCUUCAUCCUGCAGUUGACGUUUGGCAUGCAGAUAGGCUACACCCUGCUUCUAGCCGCCACCAAGGCGAGCAUGCUGUUCUUCUACCUCCGGGUCUUUGUCCAUCCCUGGGUCCAGCGAUCCUCCCAGAUCCUACUUGGGGUGAUCGCCCUGUGGACGAUUGCCUUUCUGUGUGCCUGCAUCUUCCUCUGCAAGCCCAUCUCGGCCCAAUGGACCGGUGCCGGUACCUGCGGCGAGUACAUGCCCAUGAUCAAGUCGCUGAUCGGCACGAAUGCGUUGGGCGACGUGGUGAUCAUGCUGUUGCCCAUGCACAGCGUGUGGAACCUCAAGAUGCGCAAGACGGACAAGCUCGGUAUUACGGCCAGUUUCAGUCUGGGUAUCGCCUGCGUCGUCUGCGCCGUCUUCCGUCUCAUCUACCUCUCGACCGUGGAUCUUGCGAACAACGUCACCGGCACCAUGCCCCCGACCGUCUUGCUCUUCACGCUCGAGCCGAACCUCGCCAUCCUCUGCAUCAGCAUCCCCAUGCUUCGACCCUUUUACGUGCUCUACAGGAAGCACAUGGGCGGUUCCCGGCUCAAGGAGUCGGAGGACAGGACAAGCGGCUUUCGGGGCCACGCCAACGAGAUGAGCGGCAGCGGGAACAUGGGCUCGAGGCCGCGCGGCAACGACGGCUGGGAGAUGGGCAACUACUACCCGCGCGGCAAGGGGGUGCACCGCAAUUCCGUGUCGGCUGUCGACCAUGAUGGAUCCGACUCGGAGAAGAACCUGACGGCCAGCACGAGCCCGCCCAAGAACACGGGCGACAUCUUUGUCAAGACGGAUUGGAUGGUGGGCUUCGCGCCCGCGCAGAUCCCCGACCAUCCGAGCAGCAUGCUCGACGUGCCCCGUGCCUCCAACAACUACGGCCGGCCUCUCACCUCGAUUCUCCCCCAGCCCACAGACAUUGGCCAGCUGCGCAGCCAGACGCAGUACAACCUGCGCGAAUACCAGGCCCUGCAGCGCCGGCGGAUCCACCACGAUGGCAACGCGAGCACCACCAGCCUCGACCUCGACAGCAAGUUGCGCACGCAGCAGGGCAUGGUGCUCGCGAGUCUGCGUCAGCUGCAGGACGAGGUCAAGAUCAAGGUGAAGGAAGCCGAGAACCACCGAUGGCGAAAGUGGUUACUCGGAGGAGCCAUUGCCUCCUUUGUCCCCCUUGUGCGCAAGAUCUUCCGACGGGGCUCGGAUCCCGAGUCGGACAGCGCCGCCAAUGACACCGAGUACGCCUUCAAGCGGUCCCAAGGGCUGGUGUCCUACCUCAAAACCAGCGUCCUGGGCAAAGGCGGGUUCGCGAGCAUGGCCUUCUUCGUCUUCGCCGUGCUGUACGUAUUCCAGAAUGAAGUCUCGCUGCGGGUGGCCAAGACCGUCCAGAAGCGGGUGCGCAAGUUGACCGCGCGGAUCGAGCGUGGCGACCCCGACAUUGACGACAGGGACUUUAAGCUCCUGGAGGGCUGGCGCUGGCGAGUCCUUUUAUGCCUCAACAGUCAGAAUGCCACUCCGAGCAUUCCACCAAGCCCCAACCCGCACCAAGACUUGAUCGCCAUCUGCGCACCGGGCCAGGAAUUGAUCACGCAUCGCAUCCCCCGUGCCACUCUCGCCGGUGCCCUUCCGGGUGUCAUAGGCCAUAUCCAGGACAACACUCUCUGGGCCGUCGACGCGCUCGACCUUGAGGUGCUCCAGCUCGACCGCAGGGAGGACAGGAUCCGUCAGAGAAAGUUCUACACGGCGUGCCGCCAGAUCUUGGAUUUCCUCACGGACAGGUUCACUUGUGGGAUUAGCAACACUCGCCUCACCUGCGAGCUGCACGAGCGCUUGGCAGGGGGCGGCUCGAAUGAGAGCAAGUUGGCCGAUUGCGUGGAGAUGAUUCAGAUGCAAACGCGCGUCUUGACUUCUCGCGCUGGGCUCCUCGGGUCGAAUUGGAUAUGCGGAGAGCUACGCGGCGAGAUUGCUGAUUUUGACGAGUAUCUUACCCUGAAUUUGAGUCCUUCGCAAGGCUCGAUUCUGGCGAAAUGCAUGGCAGACCUGCUGGACUAA
Messenger RNA from Emericellopsis cladophorae, 2337 nucleotides. RefSeq lists its product as uncharacterized. The transcript has 8 exons. The record is from RefSeq and is a predicted model, not a curated record. NCBI's taxonomy places the organism in Eukaryota, Fungi, Ascomycota, Sordariomycetes, Hypocreales, Bionectriaceae. The coding region runs from base 1 to 2337 and encodes 778 amino acids.